GCUUACAGUGCUGUACAGAUAGUCUUUUAGCAUUAAUUAUUUGUAAUUUAAGUCUCCUUCGGAUAUGCUCUGGAUUAAAUAGCGACUCAGAGCUCAUAAUAGCGAGAGAGAACUCAAGGAGUAUCGGUGCAAAAUGAAUUUGCAUUUAAGGGGUAAAUAAGGCAUUCCUGUCAUCCACCAUGCCCCAUGAUAAAGCUCAUCUCUCUGGCAUUUCUGACUCUAGCGGUGUUGCUGUAGAUCACAGGAGAGCUCUGACACUCACACCAGUAUCACUGGGGAAGCUUAAUAACUGUCAAAUUGGAAAUCCUUUAAAAAUUCCCAGGAGAAGAAAUCUUGCUGAGGAGUAUGAAGAUGUGCCAAAAAGUGCCAAAAAGCCAAACAAGAUCCACUGGACACAGCUGGCUGGUAAUGACUCGCCCCCUCAGCAAGCUUUUCGCCAAAAUGGAAAGAAAGCAAAUGAUGAUGACAGUAUGAAGAAGAUGGACAUUAUGAGGCGGCAGGUUAAGGUGAUUCUAACCGAUGUUCUCCAGACAGAAGUGGGACGAAAAUACUUGAGCAACUGUGGUAGAGCAUCCAUGCUAAUCAUCCAGUCAGAGCCAAAAAGAGAAGCCAGACUCUCAGCAGAUCAUGCAGAUGGGCAGAGAGCAUGUGCAGCAUGCAAGGACCAGACCAAGUCAUUGCCUCUCACACCUACUAAUUCUUCAACGCUCAAAAGGACUAGUGCAGCGAACACUGAAGCGAGAGAUACACACCUUUGCAAAGAAAUGAAGCCCUCACCAACCAAACGAUUAAAAAUUGUCAAAGCACUAAAACAAACCACGCCAGCCUCUUCUGCUGAGAAAGAUUCCUGUUCACCUAAAGAAACUGACUGUUCACCAUGCAAACAAAGCCAAAAAUUGUUGUCCAAUCAGACAAGAUCACCUAACUCUUUAAGUGGCAGUCCUCUGCAUUCUGAAGGAACUGACUCGGAGAUAUCUGAAAGCAACAUCACAGCCACUCAGAAACGCACUCCUUUAAGGGUCAAGCGGUCAGAACGCCUUAAUGGAAAGGAAUACCACUCCACAGAGUGCAAAGCCACGCCCCCCGAGCACAGUGAAAGUGAAAUUUGUGCAGAAGAAAUGAGAGAUGAAAAGGAAGACAGUGACAGGGAGAAGGAUGAGACUCAGCAACAAAAUGGAGAAGCGCUAGAAGAUGCUGAUCCAGGGGCCAGAUGCAGUGUGCUCCGUCUGUCUGAAGUGGCAGCUGAGGACUGUUCAGAGCUGGAAUUGAGUGAUCCAGAAGUUCAGAGCUCCCCGGAUGAACUCGCCCUCGACUCGGAGCAUGCGGAAGUCAGAAAGGCCUGUAAAUCAGACACACCUGAACCAAUUGUUCUAUCCAGUGAGGAAGAGGAGGGAGACGACAGCGGUACAUCACACCUACGAACACCAGAGGGAGCUAAAGAUCCAUUCAGGCAACCCAAAGCUUCACCGGCUGUAAAUAGGAAAAAGAUGUUUGACAUGAACGCUCAUCCUUUAGAGAUGCACAGCCAGUGUCCAGUGAUGGAGCUUCAGUUCUCUGCCCUCUACAUGGGUGGCCUGAGUGCCGUGACCAGUGGGCUUGUGAAGAUCGCAGAUGACUCUGUCACCAUUUCAUUAAAAGACACCUCAGGUGCUGAGGUAAAAACUUCAGUGUCGACUGUGUAUGUGUGCAAGUACAGUGUGUGGGAGAAUCAUAUGGUGCGAAACAUAGCAUUGUUUAAAGAAAAUGAAGUCCCACUUUCAUCCCUCCUCCUCUUGUGGCUAGCUGAAGCUCAGGCUCGACGCGUGUAUAACGAUCUGUCUGCCCUACAGCCAGAGACACAGCCAGCUGAAGGCAGUGUGUGUGUUUUGCUGUGUGUAUGUGAGCCUUUGAAUGGAGUCCAAGGUGCCCUUCUUGCCUCUAUAAUGGACAUAGUAGGCAUCAGGCAUAACAACUCUGCUCUCCUAUCCCCACUCCCGCACGAUGACGCUCUGAAGAUCCUGCAGGAUGGUCAAGACACACACCUGCUGCAGCUGCUGCAACCCAGAGCAGACACACAAACUGUGGCACAGGAGUCCAGAUCCUCACCAGCGCCAGCGGGUGCAGCUUCAUCCACAGCUAAGGCCCAGGAGUCAGAUACCCAUGCAGAUUCAGUCUAUACACUUUGUCACAGCAAAACUCAGGGUAAUUACAUCGUGUCCUUGGCACGUAAACCUACAGCAGACUGGAGUCCAUACCAGCACUGUGGUCCUGCACGCAGACUGAUCCAGUUUCCUCCACCACCAUCUAAAGGAGCCAUUACUGUGACCACUGAAGACCUGGAGUGUCUAGAUAGUGGGGAGUUUCUUAAUGAUGUCAUCAUUGACUUCUACCUCAAGUAUCUGUUUGUGCAGAAGGCCCCUCGAGCAUCAGUUAAAAGAUCUCACGUGUUUAGCAGUUUCUUUUAUAAGCAGCUCACACGGCGAGACAAUGCUAAUGAAGACAUCAGCAGCACACCUCAGUUCAGAAGGCACCAGCGGGUCAGGACAUGGACUCGUCAUGUGGACAUCUUUGAGAAGGACUUUCUGUUUGUCCCUGUCAAUCAAGAAGCUCACUGGUAUAUGGUGGUGAUAUGUUUCCCUGGGUUGGAGGAGCCACAGUAUGUGGAGAGAAAAGACCAAGAGAAAAAAGUGCAUGAUGGGACUGAGAAUUCCAGUAACUCUACCGCUCAUAGUGAAUCUCAGCAAGGUGAUGGAGAGAAAAAUCCAGAUGAAAGGACUUCUUCUGGUCCACCAACCUGCACAGUUAAAACCUGUAAACAACAGACUAUCUGUAAGAGACCCUGCAUUCUGAUAAUGGACUCUCUAAAGCUUUCUGUUCAUGAGCGCAUCUUGAAGCUCCUACGCGAGUAUCUGCAGGUUGAGUGGGAGGUCAAACGAGGUGGAUUUCGGGACUUCAGUGCUGAACGGAUGGUGGGCUCCCAUUGCAAAGUUCCUCUCCAGGACAACAGUAGUGACUGUGGUCUGUAUUUACUGCAGUAUGCUGAGAGUUUUCUACAGGAUCCAGUGGUGCACUUUGACCUUCCAUUGAGGCUAGAGAACUGGUUUCCAAGACAGAAAGUUCGAGAAAAACGGCAGGAGAUUCGGGAUCUGAUAUUGUACCUAUACCGAUUUCAGCAAGACUCGCUGAGAAAUGAGGUCUCACAGCAUAGCACAGAAACAGAGAACAUUGUGGAGUAAUGUCACGUGUAGUAAAACAUGCUUCUAUAAUGUAUUUUUAUUUAUUUGUCACUUGUGUUAUUAUGCUUUUAUACACAUUAUUGUGAAACUUUUACAAUGUAAUAAAUUUUUCAUGUUGAAGUGAACAUCUUGGUUUGCUUAUGUUAA
This is a messenger RNA of Trichomycterus rosablanca, 3362 nucleotides long. It is a transcript of the gene senp7, whose product is annotated as SUMO specific peptidase 7. Lineage: Eukaryota; Metazoa; Chordata; Actinopteri; Siluriformes; Trichomycteridae. Gene Ontology annotation, cellular component: cytoplasm; nucleus. The record is from RefSeq and is a predicted model, not a curated record. Gene Ontology annotation, biological process: proteolysis; protein desumoylation. Gene Ontology annotation, molecular function: SUMO-specific endopeptidase activity. The coding region runs from base 180 to 3215 and encodes 1011 amino acids. The transcript is spliced from 21 exons.